Molecule: messenger RNA, 1603 nt
Organism: Bombus terrestris (buff-tailed bumblebee)
Lineage: Eukaryota; Metazoa; Arthropoda; Insecta; Hymenoptera; Apidae
Exons: 3
Coding region: 262-999 (245 amino acids)
Source: RefSeq, a predicted model, not a curated record
CGGCCAUUAAACCAACGGUUUCAAGUGCUUCGAGCACGUUCCGCGCGGCGCGUUGCGCCUGUGUGUACGCGAACAGCGGCCUCGACAGCGAACAGGCAGCGCCGCGCAACCAGUGUACUCCUACCGACGUUAGAGGAAGGAACGAAUUUCUAGUGUAUUUCUCUGUGUUCACGCCUUUCUAUCUUUCUAUCGUUCAUCGUACAAUUCUUAUUCGUCGAUUUGUAUCACUCAUUAAUGAAAGUUUGUCAUUGAGGAGAAAUUAUGGAUUGGUCGAAAGAUAUGGGGCUCUCGCUGGUGAACUUAUACAAGAACAAGGAGGUUCUAUGGAACCCGGGGAACUCUGAAUACCAUCAAAAAAAUAGACGACACGAUGCUUGGCAAGAAGUCGCUGAUGAACUCUCCUUGAUUAUUAAAAAACCGGUGUCUUCGUUGGAAUGCAAGAGAAAGAUGGAUACCAUUCUUUCCUCGUUUAGGAGAGAGAGGGUAAAAGUAAGGAAGAUUAGCGAGAUGGCUGAGGGAGAUUCUGACAGACCUUCGGGAUCCACAUGGUUCCUUUAUGAUUCGUUAACUUUUCUUAUCGAAAAAGAUGUUCUCCGUUCCAACAAAUCUUUUGUUAACGUUAAUCGCGACGAACAUUCUCCUCCACCUAUCAAAGUAAACAAAAUGCAAUCAGAGAACGAACGAAUAGAAAAGAUCUCUAAGGCAGUGGAAACACCAAGCGAGGACGAGUGUUACAGCUACGGAAUGUUCGUGGCGAAUAAAUUGAAACGCUAUUCAGCUCGUACUCGAAGCGCAGUUCAGCACGCCAUAAGUGAUAUUCUUUUUAACGCUGACAUGGGUUAUUACAAUCAGUCUAGUUCAGUUUCGACGAACACGCAGACUGAACCUAACGUAGUUCAGUGCAUUUGGUUGCAACAGAACGAAAGCACUCAGCAAGAACACGACUUUAAGAACGAAGUAAUCAGUGAUCUGGAGAACGAGAACGAAAUAUUUAAUUAAAUUCAGCAUCGAAUUGUUAAUAGCGACGAUGAAUUGUACUGUGAUCGUUGUAGCGAUAUAAUUUUACUCGUUGCAAGUUUUAAGCUUCGGUUGAUUAUUUCGUUUUGUUUAUCAAAUGGUUGAUUGAAAUUGCGAGCAAGUUUAUUUUAUACAAAAAUUUUGGAAGUGUAAAUAGAAGUUAAUUUAAAAUAGUUAUUGGCUUUCUAUAGGAAUUGGUUGUAUAUUCUUAACGAACGUAUUGUACGUGUAAUAUAUUAUACAUAUCAUAUUAUAUUUAUGUCUAUUUAUACACAGGGUGUACCAAAUAAAUUGUUACAACUUUUUAGAUUGGAAGAUUUUAGAUUUUUUUGUACAAUUAAAUGGAACAGAGGAUAAUAUUUUAAUAUAAGAUCUAACGAAAUUGAUAUAUUUAAGAACCAUAUGUGAUAUAUUGAGAAAUUAAAUUUUUAUGUAAUUUGUCUACGCAGUUUGAUAACGAAUAUUUAUUUUCAAGUCCGAGAAGUUGAUAGACAGACGUAUCGUGCAUAUUCUUUGUAAUGCAUAAUGUGUAUUAUACCCAUUACACGACAAAAGAAAUACAUUAGCCUCUUUGUUGUUCCCAACA